Messenger RNA from Lachancea dasiensis, 1809 nucleotides. The record is from the annotation of a GenBank genome assembly. Lineage: Eukaryota; Fungi; Ascomycota; Saccharomycetes; Saccharomycetales; Saccharomycetaceae.
AUGGGACGUAGAAAAAUAGCCAUCGAGCCCAUAACGGAUGAGCGAAACAGGACCGUAACGUUUAUCAAGCGGAAAGCCGGACUGUUCAAAAAAGCGCAUGAGUUAGCCGUGCUGUGUCAAGUUGACGUGGCUGUACUUAUUUUGGGUUCAAACAACACGUUUUACGAGUUCUCAUCGGUUGAUACAAAUGACCUAAUCGACCAUUACCAGAAUUCUCAUCUUCCUCAUGAUGUCAAGGGACCUGCGAACUAUGGAAAUUAUCGCAAGAAAGACCGUGUGGUUAUGCACGAUAAGUCUAGGAAACGAACAGCGCGCGCUUCGCCCGAGCUGCACGUCGAAGGUGAAGACGAAGAGGAAGAAGAUGACAAUGGGCCGGACGAAGGAGAGGAUGAAGACGAAUACAACAACGAAAAUGAAGACGAGGCAUCCAAGAGUCACCGAGGUGUCAAGAAUGAGGAUGAAGACUCUGAGACGGGAGAAAAUAGCGUGCCACACAUGCAGCCCGCCAAGAAAAAACUCAAGAAAGGUGUCCCCUCAACGUCAGCCGCCUCCUUUCCCAGAACAUCACCUCACCCGACAUUCAAUUCACUUCAGCAGCAAGUUCAACGGCAGUUCCAUAACCUGUAUGCGGUUGCGUCGCAUCCUGAAGCCACAAACUCCAAUUUUUCGCCUUUCAACACACAACCAAAUGGCUCAUUUUCUAGAACUCCUUUACCCAACGUAUACUCUCAGACGCCACAGGCACUUCUUCCAGGAUUUAGUGCAAUGCCGAAAAAUGAGAUUGAAGGGUCGGCUAUGGUACAUCCCAGUCCCAAUACGGGUCUGCGUUCGAAUUCUAUCCCUGUCAGUCUAGGGCUAAAGCAUAAAGAGAGCACAGAGACUAGGGAUUCAAAUCCGACAGCGGCGCCUAAAGUGGGCACAACAACGGAAUUGCAAGGACUGGGUUCAAGAUCUCAGUCAAUUCCCCUUCGCUCACAAUCGGGCACUAACAAUAGCGGCGUCACAAUGACUCGACCUUCACUGAGGGUUCAAAUACCUUCAAGUUCAGGGACGGCAAUAAAAAGUGAACCAUCCUCUGCAUCGUCUCCAAGUCGCGGCACCAACAAUAUAACAUCCCAAUUUUCUCGCACUAACGCUGGUCAUAUCGAGCUGCCGCAUCCAGCAAACUCCAAGAAUAGCACCCCACAGUCAGCACACGCUCCCCUUCUACACGGGGGCGACAAGUUCCAAAAUGUUCAAUCAAGUGCGACUGGCAGUGGAACACUGGGGAAUGGGUUUCUGUUCAACGGGCUGCCUUCUGCGUUAAACGCCUCACCCUCUAUACAGCAGUACUUUGCUACUCCGACGCAAGCAAACCCUUCCGGAGGUAACGUAACGGUCGGGGCGGGGCUCAAUGGGAUCCAGGUGUCCCAUCCACAUGGGUUUUUAAUGCAGAGACACCUUCAAUUAGCCCAACAGCACCAAGGCUUGCGGCCACAGUCCUCUACAUCAGGAGGUCCAGCGGGAGAGUCCAGUUCAGGGCCCUUUACCGGAUCGUUGCCAUCAAAAUUCGCCAAUGACUUGAUAGUGGCUUCCCCAACGACUUCAAUGGCCAUGUUCCAAGACUGGGGAUUUGGGCGCCCAUCCGGUGGACCUGGGUCGGCUGCACAAGCCGGAAAUUUGGCCGACACGAACACAAGUGUCCCGCCAAAUGCUACGAACAACGAAAGCAGUGGGCUGACACCAUAUAUCAACGUCAAUCAGACGCCGUUAUCGGGCAGGUAUUUCAUAUUCGGGGAUCCGAAUGACGACAAGAACAAGAAGUCUUAA